AUGCGUCUUGAGGCUUCUCCCGGAAGUCGCUUCCUAGGUUGAGCGUGAAGUCGGUUCCUGGCUUCUGAGUGUGAACCCGCAGAGAUGAACCCUUUAACUAAAGUUAAGCUGAUCAACGAGCUGAAUGAGCGUGAGGUCCAGCUGGGGGUAGCGGAGAAGGUGUCUUGGCACUCCGAGUACAAGGACAGCGCCUGGAUCUUCUUGGGAGGGCUUCCUUAUGAGCUGACUGAAGGGGACAUCAUCUGUGUGUUCUCACAAUAUGGCGAAAUUGUUAACAUUAACCUGGUACGGGACAAGAAGACUGGGAAAUCCAAAGGAUUCUGUUUCCUCUGCUAUGAAGACCAGAGGAGCACAAUUCUGGCUGUUGACAAUUUUAAUGGGAUCAAGAUCAAAGGAAGAACUAUCCGAGUGGAUCAUGUGUCUAACUAUCGGGCUCCUAAGAACUCAGAAGAAAUGGAUGAUGUGACCAAAGAGCUGCAGGAGAGGGGCUGUGGGGCUCACACUCCCUCACUGAGUUCAUCUGAGGGCUCUGAAGAUGGCAAACCCACCAGAAAACACAAAAAAGACAGAAAGGAAAAAAAGAAAAGAAAGAAAGACAAAGAGAAGACUGACCAGGAGGUACAGGCAGAGCAGCCAGCCUCCUCUUCAUCACCCAGAAGCAAGAUGAUAAAGGAAAAGGAUGACCCUGGCUCUAAAAAGCACAGUGGCAAGAACUCAGAGAGGGGUCAGAAGUCAGAGUCCAGGGAGGUGCGGAAGCCCCACCCCAGCUCCCCUGAGAUCAGGACGACCUGCCGUGGUGGAACAGAGGACCGAGAGAGGGAGCCGAGGAAGGAGAAGCCCAAGCACGAACACAAGUCAUCAAGCAGGAAGGAAGAGAGAGAAGACAAGAACAGAGAUAGAGACAGAGGUCGAAGCUCAGAGGCACAUUGCAGCUGGCACAGUGGGCGCUCUGAGGGGCAUAGUCACAGAAGUAGAAGUAGGAGUCAAGAUAAAUCCCACAGGCAUAAAAGGGCCCGGCACUCCCGGGACCGGGAGUCCUCUAAUCCUAGUGACCACAGGCAUCACUGAAGCCACAGCCUGUUCAGCUGCAUGGUAGAAUUGGAAAUGAAUUGUGUUUUUAAAAUGCAGUGAAAUUCAGUUAUGCUUUUACUAUUUCUAUAUGUAAAAUAUCUGAGGAUGCGUUCUUUUAAUCCCUUGAGUGUUAGAA
Balaenoptera ricei (Rice's whale) is the source of this 1207-nucleotide messenger RNA. It is a transcript of the gene RBMX2, whose product is annotated as RNA binding motif protein X-linked 2. Gene Ontology annotation, biological process: mRNA splicing, via spliceosome. NCBI's taxonomy places the organism in Eukaryota, Metazoa, Chordata, Mammalia, Artiodactyla, Balaenopteridae. Gene Ontology annotation, cellular component: catalytic step 2 spliceosome; U2 snRNP; precatalytic spliceosome. The record is from RefSeq and is a predicted model, not a curated record. Gene Ontology annotation, molecular function: RNA binding.